AUGGCUAGGUUUUUCGCUUUAGGAUUGGAGGUCGGGAGAACUUCUUCUACUGCAAGAAAUGUGAUAUGUAAAAGCUCUGUAUCUAUACUUUUAUAUGGGAUUGAUACUGCUUUUGGUAAUCACACAAGCUCAUGUUAUUCAGUUAGUUUGCGCAACAAGCACCUUUGCGUGGAGACCUCUAUGAAACAUCACUGCCCAAUUUGUUACGAGGUUUCCCCCUUUGCUUAUUUUCACUUUAUCCAUCCGUUCCUAAAAAUUUUACUCUUAGAUGUCCAAACACUCUGUAUUUUUCUCAUUUACAGUAUUUGUUUUGACUCUCUAAAGUAUACAACCGUCGUGAAGUGCGGUCACACAAUGCAUUGUGAAUGUUGUUAUGAGCUGAUAAAGCGUGAGAAGUAA
Messenger RNA from Striga asiatica, 399 nucleotides. Lineage: Eukaryota; Viridiplantae; Streptophyta; Magnoliopsida; Lamiales; Orobanchaceae. The record is from the annotation of a GenBank genome assembly.